GGCUGCCAGGUUCAGGUCUUCCCAGACCCCCCUGAGGUAGAAGGCUUGACUAAGGAGGUGAAGCUGGAGGAGCUAGAGGGAUCUGAGCAGUGUAUCCAGAGAGACAUGAGUCCCAAGGAAGAGAGUGGUUGGAACAAGAAGAAAACAAAAGUCAAUAAGAUCUGGAAUUUUGUGAGUCGCAGAAAAGGAGCUUCCAGCCAGAGAAAGCGACCUCAGUCCAUGAUUUUGCUGGAAGACAUCUCCAGACCAUCAGAGGUAAAAUCCAAAGUCACCUUCAUGGAUCGAAUGAAGUCAUUCAGGAGGUCAAAGACUUCUACUGGGGCCUCUAAGAAUACUCCCCUUAGGAGUAGCAAGGUCCAGGAGCCACAGGAAGCCACAGGUGUCUACAGGAUACGGAAUAUUGAGGAUGCUCUAAAACCCUUCCGCCAUUCCUAUGCAGGCCACAUUGAGGGGUUGGAGCCUUUCCUUGAAGAUGUGCAGGGGCUUGUGCAAGCACCCAAGAGGGAAAACCAGAAGGUGCUAGCCUCUGAGGAUUUUGGCAUCCAAGUGGAGGAAGAUUUCUGGGAGGAGGAAGAGGUUCCUGGGCACUUCAGUAGUGACAGACAAUGCAGAAGCUACCUGAAAAACAUGUCUCCCAGGAGUCAUGAGGCCCCUUCUGCCUGGGUAGAAGACACCAGAAUCCAGGGGCUUGAGACCACCAUUGAGGGCUCCACCUUGGAAGGAGACACAGAAGGCAUCUAUGAGGAGAGCCCUGGACACCAGCACAGAGAUAAGAUGGCUCCAUUCAGUGUCGUUGUCAAAUUCUUCAACAAUAUGGCUGAAGCAGCCCGCAAGUGGCGGUCAUUCUCCCGUGAAGAGCCACAGUUGGGCCGCCGCCACCGUGAACCCUACUGCAGCGAUGGCUUCGUCCUGGAAGGCACUACCUCCCAAGUCUCCUUCCCACUUGAUCUGCCCUGCCAAACCACUGAAUCCAACCUGUGGGGCAAUGCUAUGGGAAGGUGCCGACACCAUCACCGGAAGGCCCCACACACUUCAUGCACUUUUGAGAUGAGCAUUGAAGGUGAGGAGAUUCCUGGUCAGGCUCUAUCAGGUCCCUGUGAUGCUGCCAUCUCUUCUAUGACCUCAGCUGUCUUCAAGUUCCAGGAUGACCCAGUGAAGCAGAAAGGCCACUGCCACAGCAACUGCCAUACCUCCACCAGGGAGCAUUCCUCCUCUGAGGAGCUUGAUGAAGACACAGAGACGGUGGUCAGCUUCCUCAAGGAAGAGGACAGUUCCAGAGAGCCCCCUGAAUUUGGUGCCUAUGCCAAGAGGUUCACCACUGAGGCUGUCAUGGAGAAGUUGGAGGAGAAGCCCAGUGAAAUGAAAGAGCAGGAGGAAAAUUUGGAACCAGAGGAGUCCAGCCAGGCCAGGAAGCCCCAGAAGCUUGAGAUGGAAAUGGGUGCAGGGGAUGCAGAAGGCAAAGCCACCAAGGCCUGCUCUGGAGUUUGUCAUUCUCAGGCCUUAUUUCCCCCAGCUGAACCAUCACCAAGGACUCCACCACUCAAAAUCCUUUUGGAAAAAUGCCACUCUCUGCCCAUCUCACAGAGUAUCCCUGUGGAGCUGGACCAAGUGGGCUGGAGGAGACCCAUGAUGCUUUGCACUGGUAACUUGGACCAGGGCUCCAAGACUCUAGAAAUCUGCAAGAAAAUUGGUGGAUACUGGAAGCUGCAGAGACCAGGAAACAAGCCAAUAAAUGAACUGAUCACUGGAGAUUCCAUCGUUAGUGCUGAGGCAGUAUGGGAUCACGUCACCAUGGCCAACCGGGAGUUGGCAUUUAAGGCUGGCGACGUCAUCAAAGUCUUGGAUGCUUCCAACAAGGAUUGGUGGUGGGGCCAGAUCGACGAUGAGGAGGGAUGGUUUCCUGCCAGCUUUGUGAGGCUCUGGGUGAACCAGGAGGAUGGGGUGGAGGAAGGGCCCAGUGAUGUGCAGAAUGGCCACCUGGACCCCAACUCAGACUGCCUCUGUCUGGGCCGGCCACUACAGAACCGGGACCAGAUGCGGGCCAAUGUCAUCAAUGAGAUCAUGAGUACUGAGCGUCACUACAUCAAGCACCUCAAGGACAUUUGUGAGGGCUACCUGAAGCAGUGCCGGAAGAGAAGGGACAUGUUCAGUGAUGAACAACUGAAGGUAAUCUUUGGGAACAUUGAAGACAUCUACAGGUUUCAGAUGGGCUUCGUGAGAGACCUGGAGAAACAGUACAACAAUGAUGACCCCCACCUCAGUGAGAUAGGACCCUGCUUCCUAGAGCAUCAAGAUGGAUUCUGGAUAUACUCUGAAUAUUGCAACAACCAUCUGGAUGCCUGCAUGGAGCUCUCCAAGCUGAUGAAGGAUAGUCGCUACCAGCACUUCUUUGAGGCCUGUCGCCUCUUGCAGCAGAUGAUUGACAUUGCUAUUGAUGGUUUCCUUUUGACUCCAGUGCAAAAGAUCUGCAAGUAUCCCUUACAGUUGGCUGAGCUCCUCAAGUAUACUGCUCAAGACCACAGUGAUUACAGAUAUGUGGCAGCUGCUUUGGCUGUCAUGAGAAAUGUGACUCAGCAAAUCAACGAACGCAAGCGACGUUUGGAGAAUAUUGACAAGAUUGCCCAGUGGCAGGCCUCUGUCCUAGACUGGGAGGGCGAGGAUAUCCUAGACAGGAGCUCGGAGCUGAUCUACACUGGGGAGAUGGCCUGGAUCUACCAGCCCUAUGGCCGCAACCAGCAGCGGGUCUUCUUCCUGUUUGACCACCAGAUGGUUCUUUGCAAGAAGGAUCUAAUCCGUAGAGACAUCCUGUACUACAAAGGCCGCAUUGACAUGGAUAAAUAUGAGGUGGUUGACAUCGAAGAUGGCAGAGAUGAUGACUUUAAUGUCAGCAUGAAGAAUGCUUUCAAGCUUCAAAACAAGGAGAAAAAUGAGGUACAUCUGUUCUUUGCCAAGAAGCUGGAGGAGAAAAUUCGUUGGCUCAGGGCUUUCAGAGAAGAGAGGAAAAUGGUACAGGAGGAUGAAAAAAUUGGCUUUGAAAUUUCUGAAAAUCAGAAAAGGCAGGCUGCAAUGACUGUGAGAAAAGUUCCUAAGCAAAAAGGUGUCAACUCUGCCCGCUCAGUUCCUCCUUCUUACCCACCACCGCAGGACCCAUUAAACCAGGGCCAGUACCUGGUCCCUGAUGGCAUCGCUCAGUCACAAGUCUUUGAGUUCACCGAACCCAAGCGUAGCCAGUCACCAUUCUGGCAAAACUUCAGCAGGUUAACCCCCUUCAAAAAAUAAUAACUACAGGGAGGCAGAUGAUUUUAAAAUAAAGUAAAUAAAAUUAUAUUUAUAGAUGGACCUUUUUUCGGAGAAGCACUGUUGAAAAUUUAUAUAUAUAUAUAUGUGUGUAUAUA
This is a messenger RNA of Urocitellus parryii (Arctic ground squirrel), 3395 nucleotides long. It is a transcript of the gene Arhgef9, whose product is annotated as Cdc42 guanine nucleotide exchange factor 9. NCBI's taxonomy places the organism in Eukaryota, Metazoa, Chordata, Mammalia, Rodentia, Sciuridae. The record is from RefSeq and is a predicted model, not a curated record. Gene Ontology annotation, molecular function: guanyl-nucleotide exchange factor activity; protein binding.